Messenger RNA from Schistocerca gregaria, 585 nucleotides. RefSeq lists its product as uncharacterized. The transcript has a single exon. Bases 1 to 585 code for a protein of 194 amino acids. Lineage: Eukaryota; Metazoa; Arthropoda; Insecta; Orthoptera; Acrididae. The record is from RefSeq and is a predicted model, not a curated record.
AUGCCUUAUCUCUGUGAUAACAAACCUCAUGCUAUUAUCAAAAGAAUGGUGAAAUGCAUAUCCAAAUCUGGCAGAAAUGUAACAUGUGAUAACUGGUUCACAUCAAUUCCACUUGCAGUUGACUUGUUGGAAAAUGACAAGCUGACAAUGGUUGGAAAAAUCCAAAAAAAUAAACGUGAAAUUCCUCCAUUUAUGACAGUAGCAAAAGAUCGUCCUCUGGAAUCCAGCAUUUUUGCAUUUAGGAAAAAUAUGACACUGGUUUCAUAUAAACCUAAGAAAGACAACGUUGUUCUAGUACUAUCUAGUUUACAUGAUGAUGACAGUCUUGAUAGUGAUUCGGAAAAGUGCAAGCCAGAAAUAAUAACAUUUUACAGCGAGACUAAAUCUGGUGUGGAAAAAGUUGAUGAGAUGAAAUGUACAUACUCUGUGACAAGAAUUACCAGAAGAUGGUCACUUAUAAUUAUUUCCUCUCUUCUAAAUAUUGCUGGAAUGAAUGGAUACAUAAUUUACAAGAGCAAUUCAGAUUCAACAAUUCCCAGAAAAGACUGUCUAAAAGUUCUUGUCAAAGAACUCUUCCAUGAUUAA